CAACAAGCGUACAAGAACACAAGAAAUCAAGAUGGCGGGUCGCGAUAGUCACUUCGCGGGCACCAAAACCCUCCCCGCCAUGAAAGUAAGGAGAACAGAUAUACGAAAAACACGAAAGGCAAUGAAAUACAAGGCAUUUGCUAAGCCAUUGACACUACCUAGUAUAGAAUUAAUGUACGCGGACUUGAAUGAUGUAAGUAGUUUGUUCUCGAAGAAGCAAGUUUGUAAAAAAGUUAGUGACUGGUUUACGAGCUGGAGGCCUUGGCAAAAACGGAUCUUAUUAUGUAAAAUGACUGAAAAAGUCUCUAAAAGUCAACUACAUUCACUCAUUACGACCUUAGAGCCAGUAUUUCAUAGGGAUUUUGUUCUUGAACUGCGUGGCUCGUACCCCACGAUAUUUUUAAAGCCAAGAUUUGUUCAUACCAUUUCGAGUUUACUUGGUGAUACUGAUCUGCGAACUUUGCGUCAAGACAAAGGAGAAUCCAUCGAUGCUGGAGAUGAAAAAACAAAGAAAUCACUAGGAAAACAAGAUUUAGAAACUCUUAGAAGAAUCUCAGAAGAGCAUGAUGAGUUAGGGGAUUGUUAUCAUGAAAUUGCGGUCGAAAAAGGUGUUGAAUACGAACAUGUAUCAGAAGUGGACGACGUAACUCUACCAAGUUUUGCUGUAACUCCAGCAGCAACGGUAGAAAUACGUCCUUCACGCCGACACGAACAUGCCCCUCCAUUUUUGAGACUCAGAAAAGUCAGCACUCGAAACUUUUUUCCGGACAGUAAAAUACCGAAAUUAGGAACUAUGAAAAGUGUCCUUCGUCCUGAAGACAAGAAGGUGUUUGGUAAGGACCCUGUAUCUUUUAAAUAUUCCAAAUGGUGGGAAGGACAUGAGGGACCAAAGCUCUUGAAUCCCAGACGAAGUCGACUGGCGAGGUUUUUUAAGGCACAGUUAAAUCAAAUCAAUCAGUGGCUUGAUGAAUGGGCUCCACACGAACGAGUUGAUAUGCUAGCCGAAGUCGUCAAGUGCUGUGAUGCAGAUUGUCUGAAUUUCUUUGCUUUAUGUCUCAGUAGAAGGUUGAAAGACCAAACUGGUAUAGAUAGCAUUCCAGAUGUUCUGCUUCGUAAAGUCUUUUCUUAUUUAGAUAUCAAGAGCUUAUGCAGGAGUUCACAGGUGUGUCGCCGAUGGAGGUUCCUAAGUCAAGAAAGUGGCUUGUGGCGAAGAAAAGUUAGAAUUUUAGGCUUUAAUGAAGGAAUAGUUAACCUGCCAAUGAAGAUAAUAACUCUCGGCAAGGGACACCUCGUGGACUGGAAACAGGCAUAUCAAGAAGUAAGAACAUUUUACAAACAGUUGGAAAGCAUGGAGACAAAAGAAGAAGUACAGGAAACUCAAGAAGAAGUAGUUGUCAAAAAGAAACCUGUACAGAAAUCUUUGGACGAGAAGCUGAUCGGCACUCCAUCACCAGAUGUUGUUAAACCAUCUAUCGUCAAGGAAGUACCUAAAGAAAGAGCUAAACCUCCUGCAGUUGCCAGUGGGCUUGGUCUAAUCGACAUUAGUGUUGUCCAGACGUUGAAAGAUAUUGGCCCCGCCCAGUCACCUGCAACAACAGACCAACGAGGCCACCAAGAUGAAUUUGAAACCAAAGAUGAAGACAAGAACGACUUGACUGGUGGGAAUCUGAAGAUGCUUGCAAAAAGCUUGCGUGCAUUAAUGAGAGAGAGACGUGAACCAGAGGAUAUUGCUUUAGAUGUUCGACCGACACUGGUGCAAGCUCUUAAUCUGCUGGAUGCCAAGCGCACCCCCCGCUCCAAAUUCCACUACAUAUCCCUAGCAGUUCAAGGAGUACUAGCAGUGCAGAGAGUUAAAAGACUGCAAGGUCACAUGGACGGUGUGUUGUGUCUGGAGUUUGAUCUUAAGAGAGUGAUAACAGGAUCAUCUGACAGAACAAUAAGGGUGUGGGAUGUGAGAAGUGGAAGAAGUAUAAGAAAACUCAAAGGGCAUAAGGGAGGUGUCCGUUGUCUUCAGUUUGAUAGUAAAAAGAUACUAAGUGGAUCCUGGGAUAUGACUAUCAUGGUAUGGGAUAUUGUAAAAUUUGAGUGUCUACGAGUGCUAUAUGGUCACAAGGGGUGUGUUUCUUGUCUUAAGUUUGAUGAACAUCACAUAGUGAGUGGGUCACAUGACCAUACUAUACGUGUCUGGGACAUCAAUACAUGGGAAUGUAUCAAAGUUAUUAAUGCACACGAUGGAGUCGUGAUGUGUCUUGAGUUUGAAGGCCAAUAUGUGCUGAGUGGAUCCUUAGACAAAACACUAAAACUUUGGGAUGUAGAGACUGAAGAAGUCUUAAGAGUCUUUACUGGACACAGUGAUGGUGUGACAUCUCUAAUAGUGGUAGGAGGUCUUAUGAUCAGUGGUUCAGCAGAUGGUAUGUUGUUUUUCUGGGAUGUUGAUACAGGCCACUGUGAGGCUGCAAUCCAAGCUCAUGAAGGUUCUGUUCAUUCUAUCUGUGCUUCUGUAACUGGAGAACACUUCCUUUCUGGGGGAGGGGAUAACUUGAUCAAGGAAUGGGACACUGCAACAUGCACUUGUUUACGGACGUUACAAGGACAUAGGGGUGCGGUGCUGUGUGUUAGGACAAAUCCUCGACGUAUUCUUUCGUGUUCUGGUGAUGGAACUGUCAGAAUUUGGGACCUCGAGAAACCUAAUCCAGAGGGCCAAUCUCGAAAUAUCUCAGUUCAAGGGAACAAUGUAGAUCCCGCAAUGGUCAGAGGAGCAAAAUGAGACAAAGGAAAAAACAGCAAGUUACCUAUAUUUUAUAGCCAAAUUAUAUUAUAAAUGAUUUCUGUAAUAUAAAAAAACAGAAAAAACAAAUAAACCUUGGUUGCUUUAUU
Messenger RNA from Actinia tenebrosa (Australian red waratah sea anemone), 2877 nucleotides. RefSeq lists its product as uncharacterized. The record is from RefSeq and is a predicted model, not a curated record. NCBI's taxonomy places the organism in Eukaryota, Metazoa, Cnidaria, Anthozoa, Actiniaria, Actiniidae. Gene Ontology annotation, molecular function: protein binding.